GACGCGUCACCUCGCACUUUCCCGCAACCACGAACACAGAACAGAAUGGAUCCAGAGGUUGAGCGACUAAUGAUGAUGCAGCAAGGAGGGAGAGGCCAGGCUGCGCGGCCAGACGCAGGCACUCCAGAUAACGGCGAAGUUAUUCACAUAUCCUCCCUUGCUCUCCUCAAAAUGCUCAAGCAUGGCCGUGCAGGCGUGCCCAUGGAAGUGAUGGGUCUGCUUCUCGGAGAGUUUGUAGACGAAUACACGAUCCAAAUUGUCGACGUCUUUGCCAUGCCUCAGUCUGGGACAACUGUCAGUGUCGAGUCUGUCGACCACGUCUUUCAAACGAAGAUGUUGGAAAUGUUAAAGCAAACUGGGCGACCUGAGAUGGUUGUUGGCUGGUACCAUUCUCAUCCAGGGUUUGGCUGUUGGCUUUCAAGCACCGAUAUCAAUACACAACAAUCCUUCGAGUCCCUUAACUCGCGCGCUGUCGGCGUUGUCAUUGACCCCAUCCAAUCCGUGAAAGGAAAGGUGGUUAUCGACGCGUUCCGUCUUAUCAAUCCUCAGACGAUUAUGAGUGGACGUGAGCCCCGGCAAACGACAUCUAAUAUUGGGCACAUCAACAAACCUUCCAUCCAAGCACUAAUACAUGGCCUAAACCGCCAUUACUACUCUAUUGCUGUCGCUUGGCGGAAGACGGAACUGGAGCAGGCGAUGUUGAUGAACCUGCAUAAACGCAAUUGGACAGAAGGCUUGAAGCUCCGUGACUUCAAUGGCCACAAGGAGAGCAAUGAGAAAGCCGUGAAGGCAAUGCUCAACUUGUCAGAGGCGUACAACAAAUCUGUGCAAGACGAAUCCACUCUAACUGCCGAGCAACUCAAGACGCGUCACGUUGGAAAACAAGAUCCUAAGCGACACUUGGAGGAGGCAGUUGAAAAAGCGAUGGGAGACCAAGUUGUACAAACACUAGGCACGAUGCUACUGGCGGAGUUGUAA
Mycena indigotica is the source of this 978-nucleotide messenger RNA. Its product is annotated as MPN domain-containing protein. Gene Ontology annotation, biological process: protein deubiquitination; proteasome-mediated ubiquitin-dependent protein catabolic process. Gene Ontology annotation, cellular component: proteasome regulatory particle, lid subcomplex. Lineage: Eukaryota; Fungi; Basidiomycota; Agaricomycetes; Agaricales; Mycenaceae. Gene Ontology annotation, molecular function: metallopeptidase activity; proteasome binding; protein binding. The transcript has 6 exons. The coding region runs from base 46 to 978 and encodes 310 amino acids. The record is from RefSeq and is a predicted model, not a curated record.